Penicillium brasilianum is the source of this 963-nucleotide messenger RNA. Lineage: Eukaryota; Fungi; Ascomycota; Eurotiomycetes; Eurotiales; Aspergillaceae. The record is from the annotation of a GenBank genome assembly.
AUGGACCGACCCACCUCCGAGUACGCACAGUCAGACCAGACUUCUGCUGCUGCUGCUGCCGCCGCGGCCACUCACUACACUCACACCCCGCAACCCGAAGUACGCCCCAACCCGCAGUACUCGCACACGCCGCAGCCCGAGGCCCGUCCCGCCAUUUCCUCCUCCAACACCCCCCAACCCGAGUACGGCCUGAACCCACCGCCCGCUCGCUCGCCUGCCUACCACCAGGACUACCUGCCGCGCCCACCCCAGUCGUACGCUCCCAACUCUCAACCCGGUGGCGCGCCCGGUAUGGCUCAAGCAACAAAUCCCUCGCUCCCGGCCAACAGCCCCACCUAUCCUCCUCCCUAUUCUCCCUACCAGCCUCAGGGACACGACAUGGCUCAAUACCAGGGCCACCCGCCUCCUCCUCAUCAGAUGUACGCGCGCCCGGACUGGCCGCAUAGUUAUGGACAACAACAUCACGGUCUGCCGGGGCCUUAUGCGUCCCCGGCUGCUACUACGGUCUACUCCUUCGUCCCUAUUCCCGGUGCUCAACAGCACAAGCGCCCCCGUCGUCGGUACGAGGAAAUCGAGCGCAUGUACAAGUGUGGAUGGAACGGUUGUGAGAAGGCUUAUGGUACACUGAACCAUCUGAAUGCACACGUGACGAUGCAGUCGCACGGUGCUAAGCGUACCCCCGAAGAGUUCAAGGAGAUUCGCAAGGAAUGGAAGGCCCGCAAGAAGGAGGAAGAGUCUCAGCGCAAGGCUGCUGAAGAACGUGGCCAGCCUCCCGCUUACGCCAGCGGCGUUCGCCCUCAGUUGCCUCCCAUCGGCUAUCAGCCUGCCGACGGCCAAGUUCCCAACCAAUACGGCGGCCCUGGCGGUGGUAUGGUUUACCAGAGCAACGGACAAAUGGGGUACCCUCCCAACUACCCUCACUCCCCUUACCAGAGCGGUCCCGUGUACCAGCAACGUGAGUAA